AUGUGGAGGGGAGAGGAUUACAUUCGUCCUGAUGACGAAGUCUCUGAAAUUCUGAAAUAUGGUGAAGGCUCUAGCUUUGUUACUGUCAAAAUUCAUCACAGUGGGGGUUUCGUGACAAACAAGACUGGAAAACUUGUUUUCUUUCAAGUGGAGGUGGACUACUUUGAUGAAGUUAAGUCUGAGGACCUUAAGCUUGAAGAGGUUAACUCGUUUAUAGAUCGUAUUGGAUUCUGCAGGCCUCACAAGCUAUUCUACGUAGACCCUAAUGUUGCAGAAUUUGAUGGCUUUAGAAGGUUAAAUUCAGAUCAAGAUUUGAAAUCACUGAUGGAAUUCACGUCUGCAGAGAAGGGUAAGGUUGUUGUUAUCUACAGGAUAGGUGUCAAUGAAUAUGAUCCAUUACCAGGACCAAAACCCAAACGUCCAGCAUAUUUAGAUGUAGGUGAAGAGAGUGAUGCAGAUGAUGAAGAUUAUGAACCAGAGAGUGAUUACAGCUUGUCUGAUUCUGAUGAUGAAAGCAGCUGCAAAUAUGCCAAUGAGUCCAUGCGUACUUCCUACUGGGCAAGUUUGAGGAAGCCAUCUGAGUUUGUGCCUUAUGCACAUGUACCUGAGACUGGAGAUUCAGAAUAUGACCAGGCUUCUUGUGAUGAAUUGCAUGAAGUUAAAGGUUCUGAUGAUGAGGAGGACCAAGUAGAAGUUAAAAGGUAUAGAGAGUUUAACCCUAAGAAGGAGAUGCAUAACCCAACCUUUGAAGUCACGCAAAGAUUUGGUGACAAAUGGAUUUUGUUAAAAGCCAUUAGAAUACAUGCUCUUGUUGAAAGGAGGGGUACUCACUUCAAAAAAAAUGAUACUAAAGUUGUCCACGCACGGUGUGUUGAGGGUUGCAACUGGGAAGUGUAUGGGGCUAGAGUCUCAAAAGAGGAUCCAACAUUUGAGAUCAGAACUCUUAAUGAUAAACAUACUUGUGACAAGAUUUGGGAGAAGAACAGGAACUGCAACUCCAACAUCGUUUCAGACUGGUAUCUUGCUGAUUUUGCACAUGAUCUAAGAAUGAGUGUGGGAACUCUGCAAUUUAGAGUUCUCAAUGAGAAGAAGAUUACUAUUUCCAGAACACAAGCUUACAAUGUCAAUAUAAAGGCUCUCGAAAAGGUUAGAGGCAAUAUUGUGGAACAGUAUGCGAAGUUGGAAGGUUACAUGGAAGAAACCAAAAAGCUGAACCCAGGCACCACAUUUGAGCUGAUGAAGGACCCUAACCCUGAACGUCCUGAUACCUUUAAGAGGGCUUGUUGCCAGCUGUUAAGUCCAAACUUCCAGCAGUUUCACACAGCAAAAUCAAGUUAUGUAAAAGAGCAUGAGGAGCUGAUGGCAGCUCUAAAAGAUUAUGAUGAAGCUACUUGGAGGUGGUUAGAUGAUUUGAAUUUUGCUAAUUGGUGUAGGGAACUUCCUAUUCUUGGAAUGCUAGAAUGGCUUAGAGUGUACUUAACCAAGAGAGGGCAGAAGAAGAGGGAGUGGCUAGCAAGGAAUGAGUUUGUUGUUGGGCCUAAGAUUAAAAGAAGCAAGUUUUGGAAAAAGCAUGAUGGUCCACAACUGCAACCACCAGAAUUCAAGCAUAAGAUUGGUAGACACAAAGGUAGCAGGAACAAGGAUAAAGAUGAACCUGUGAGAAGGAACAAGAGAGAAUCCAUUAAAGCAAGUAGAAAGACGGGUAAAGGUGUUAACAAAUGCAGCAAGUGUAACGUGACUGGCCAUAUAAGGAGACACUGCCCGGAUCUACUUAACCAAUCAAAUCAGGUAGCUCAACAGGGCCAAGGGACUGUUGCUGAUACCAAUCCACCCAUACCAAAGAGGAAAGGGAGACCCCCAAAGAAAAAUCCACACAAUCUGGUGGAUGAAGACAUAAGCCAAGUAAGAAUCAGUUUCAAGGGUCUCUUUGGUCAUAUUAUUCCUGUUAGGGAAGGAGAUACCAACAAUCCUCAGCCGGCACAACAAAAAAGGAGGGGUAGGCCACCAACAACACACUCAAAAUGUAAGCAAUGCAAGCAAAUGGGACAUACCAAGUCCAUAUGUCCAGAACUGGCAAGAAAGAGAUCGAAAGAAGCCGUUGGUGUUGAUAUUUUUGAGCAAAAUACAAGUGUGGUGCAAUGUGACCAUUGCCGCUUGCUUAACCACACAAUCGUAGAUUGUCCAGUUCAUGAUGCUGAAAACUGGCUUCAUGAUAAUGAGGUCUUGGAAGAGGUGGAACUGGCUUCAACACUUCGUCCAUCUAGUUCUGCUGACCCAGCUACACCAUUCAUUGUUCAGAAUCAUGAUGUGGCAGAACCAAACAAUACAGAUGACAGUUUGUCAAGCAAUCAGCAGCAACACCAAAUUAUGGACCAGUUGGAACAGGAUUCCAAUCAAACUCCAAGUGCUGAUGAAAGGUCCCCUGAGCCAGAAGCAACAAUAACAAAUGUGACAUUGUCGGCCAAUCUUGAUGAUCAUGAAGCAGAUAUUGUAAUUCUCCCUACUGUCGUAACCUCAAUGGCUGCCAACAAAGCCAUAAAAAACCGCAAAAAAUCAGCCCAUUCAACACCAAAGAGAAAAAGUGCAAGGCUAGCUGCUGUUAAGGUAAGGUUUGAUGUUGAUGGUCAUGGCAGUAGUCCCGAAAAGGCAAUUCAGAUAUUAGGUAAGGAAGCUGUGGAAACAUCCGUCGGGAGGAAAAGGGCCAAAACCUUCCAUGGUGCAAAUCCUCACAAAAGUACUUUAUUCACUCAUUGCAUCUAA
Oldenlandia corymbosa var. corymbosa is the source of this 2760-nucleotide messenger RNA. NCBI's taxonomy places the organism in Eukaryota, Viridiplantae, Streptophyta, Magnoliopsida, Gentianales, Rubiaceae. The record is from the annotation of a GenBank genome assembly.